This is a messenger RNA of Lepus europaeus (European hare), 493 nucleotides long. Its product is annotated as deoxyuridine 5'-triphosphate nucleotidohydrolase, mitochondrial-like. The record is from RefSeq and is a predicted model, not a curated record. NCBI's taxonomy places the organism in Eukaryota, Metazoa, Chordata, Mammalia, Lagomorpha, Leporidae. Gene Ontology annotation, molecular function: magnesium ion binding; dUTP diphosphatase activity. Gene Ontology annotation, biological process: dUMP biosynthetic process; dUTP catabolic process.
AUGCCUUGCUCUGAAGAGACACCGGCCAUCUCCCCCAGCAAGCGGGCCCCUGCAGAGGAGGGGACCAUGCGGCUGCGCUUUUCCCGCCUUUCGGAGCACGCCACGGCCCCGACCCGUGGGUCUGCGCUGGCCACCUGUACAGUACCACCUAUGGAGAAAGCCAUUGUGCAAAUGGACAUUCAGAUAGCUCUUCCUUCUGGAUGCUAUGGAAGAGUGGCUCCACGUUCUGGCUUGGCUGCAAAAUACUUCAUAGAUGUGGGAGCUGGCGUCAUAGAUGAAGAUCAUAGAGGCAAUGUUGGUGUUGUAUUGUUUAAUUUUGGCAAAGAAAAGUUUGAAGUCAAAAAGGGUGACAGAAUUGCCCAGCUCAUUUGUGAACGGAUUUUUUAUCCAGAAAUAGAAGAAGUUCAAGUUUUGGAUGACACUGAAAGAGGUUCAGGAGGUUUUGGUUCUACUGGGAAGAAUUAAAAUUUAUACCAAGAAUAGAAAAUGAAAA